AUGUGCUACGCGGGGAUGCAAUGUGGACCUCGUUAUACUGUUAUAGUCACGAUUCAUUUAAACUUACGUGUAUUGUUCGUUAAAUUUACAAGGAGUGAUGUAGAUGAUUCAGACUACAUAGCCGACGAAGGUGAUGCAAGUUCAGAAUCUGCAGGAGACGAGGAGGAGGAGGAAAUCGUGGAGGCUGUGCCUGAACAACAUUUUGAUGCCUCUAGUGAUCAGACUCCAUCGUCGCCUCCGACUGACCUUCAGCAGCCAUCCAGAACAGCAUCUACGACACGGACUACCGAUUCUAGUUCGAUGAGAGAUAUUUCUUUCAUGAAGACAAAUGAACUGCUUGUGCCACCUCCAGACAGUCCUAGAGGGAAUACCUACUGCACUGGCACAUUGAACAAGAAACGCAAAGAUAAUCCAUCAGAAGUGAUUUCCAAAAAACUAAAAAAAGGUGAAACUAUUUAA
Molecule: messenger RNA, 459 nt
Organism: Parnassius apollo (apollo)
Lineage: Eukaryota; Metazoa; Arthropoda; Insecta; Lepidoptera; Papilionidae
Source: the annotation of a GenBank genome assembly